AUGGGGGAUUACGCCAAAGGUGAAAAGACUACCACAGUGACGUACAGGCACGAUAUAAAAGCUCCAGAGCCACAAGAUGCUCUACAAGUUUCGACAUCGAGGAACAACGGUGUACAUAAGAGGACAGAUACCCGAAUCCACUCAUCUACCUGCGAUAUGAAGUGCUUUACUCUUAUUGCUUUGCUGUGCUCGUGCUUUUUGAGCGGAUGCGCGCGCCCCACUCCAUUGGAUAGCUCAGCCACCUGGAACGACCUCGCUGCGAUGACUGAUACAGCACGAAAUGAAGACGAUCACGAAACACGACUGCUUCCAUAUUUCUCCCACGAUAUGCUGCAAGAAGAAGGUUCCUGCUGCAUCAAUGCCAGAAUUCUGAAAUAUUAUGUAAAUCACGUCUUGGAAUCAGACGAGCACACAGAUAUGAAAUACCCAAUGAUUCGCAAUGUGAGGGAGGGUCUGCACAGAGUCGAGCAAGAAUUGCAGAAUCACUGUAAACACGACUACUCCAGCCAUCCGCUUGUGAAGCAAUUCAAGAGAAACUAUCAUGCCAGUGCAAUUAUGGAUUUGGCCGCAGCCCGUAACAAAGCAAUCGGGGAGACAAAUACUCUCUACCACUACCUCUUUGAAUCCUGCACUCCAAAGUGA
Molecule: messenger RNA, 642 nt
Organism: Danio rerio (zebrafish)
Lineage: Eukaryota; Metazoa; Chordata; Actinopteri; Cypriniformes; Danionidae
Gene: il22
Product: interleukin 22
Cellular component (GO): extracellular region
Source: RefSeq, marked provisional